AGUAAAUUAGUUCUUAAAUUUUUUUGCUUUUAUUAAUUUCCUCUAUUUCUCUAUUAAUUAAUAAUGAAUUUGUUUAAGCGUAUAAAAUUUUCUCAGUGUACAUAUGUAAUAGGAACGACUCGAAGAGAACAACGGAGCUUUUUCUCGACAUAUAUAUGCCAGCACAGCAUAUCGGGCAGAUCGGAUAAUGAAUUCAGUGCUAAAUCAGCUUUCCAAGCGAACGGUUGUGCAACGGAAAGUGGAAAUACUAGAAAUCAAGCGGUAAUCAUGGCAACAGAUAAUUUAACAGCUGUUCUCCACGGCAUCGAGGACCUGCGAUUGGAGCAACGCCCAGUUCCGGAAAUCGCCGACGAUGAGGUUCUCCUGGCCAUGGACAGCGUGGGCAUCUGCGGAUCCGACGUGCACUACCUGGCCCACGGACGCAUCGGGGACUUUGUGCUGACCAAGCCGAUGAUCAUUGGCCACGAGGCAGCCGGCGUGGUGGCCAAGCUGGGCAAGAAUGUGACCACCCUCCAGGUGGGCGACCGCGUGGCCAUUGAGCCGGGAGUGCCCUGCCGCUACUGCGAUCACUGCAAACAGGGCCGCUACAACUUGUGCGCCGACAUGGUCUUUUGUGCCACGCCUCCGUACGAUGGUAACCUGACCAGGUACUACAAGCACGCCGCCGACUUCUGCUUCAAGCUGCCGGAUCACGUCAGCAUGGAGGAGGGUGCCCUCCUGGAGCCCCUGUCCGUGGGAGUUCACGCCUGUCGUCGGGCUGGCGUCGGUCUGGGCUCCAAGGUGCUCAUCCUGGGCGCUGGUCCCAUUGGUUUGGUUACGCUGCUGGCUGCCCAAGCCAUGGGUGCCUCUGAGAUCCUCAUCACCGAUCUGGUGCAGCAGCGCUUGGAUGUGGCCAAGGAGCUGGGCGCCACGCACACGCUGCUCCUGCAGCGGGACCAGUCCGCCGAGGAGACCGUCAAGGUGGUUCACCAGACGAUGAGCGAGGCUCCAGACAAGUCCAUCGAUUGCUGCGGAGCCGAGAGCAGCGCCCGCCUGGCCAUCUUCGCCACUCGCUCCGGCGGAGUGGUAGUGGUUGUGGGCAUGGGCGCACCCGAGAUCAAGCUGCCCCUGAUCAACGCUCUGGCACGUGAGAUCGACAUCCGUGGCGUCUUCCGCUACUGCAAUGACUAUUCCGCCGCUUUGGCUCUGGUGGCUUCGGGCAAGGUGAACGUGAAGCGGCUUGUGACGCACCACUACGACAUCACGGAGACGGCCGAGGCGUUCGAGACCUCCCGCCGCGGCACCGGAGGCGCUAUCAAGGUCAUGAUCCACGUCCAGCCGCGGGAUGCGAACAACAAAGUCAAGUUCUGAAUACACACUCUUAUCUCUAAACCGAA
This is a messenger RNA of Drosophila teissieri, 1376 nucleotides long. RefSeq names its product sorbitol dehydrogenase (gene Sodh2). The transcript is spliced from 7 exons. Gene Ontology annotation, molecular function: L-iditol 2-dehydrogenase (NAD+) activity; zinc ion binding. Bases 64 to 1350 code for a protein of 428 amino acids. Gene Ontology annotation, biological process: D-sorbitol catabolic process. Lineage: Eukaryota; Metazoa; Arthropoda; Insecta; Diptera; Drosophilidae. The record is from RefSeq and is a predicted model, not a curated record.